AUGUCAUUUAAAGAAUCAAAAUCCUGCGCUUGGGUUCUGCAGCAGCUUUGGAGACCAAACUCAAUCGAGUUUUGCCAAGUCCCUCUGCUUGAUACUAUUUUUAUCGAAAAAUCAGUCGGGUCACCUUACAAAUGGCUCUUCACUGAUAAGAACGGCAUCGUCAAAAAGAAAACAUCACAAAAUUCCACAAUUGACGUAAUCACAGCCAAGUUUACUGCAGUCCCUCUUAGAGACUCAAACACAGCUCAGCUUUUUGCUUACUUAAUUGUUGGGAAUGAUUUUCGAAAAUUGAGCAGAAAAGAUUUUCUAGAUAUUUUGCAUCACCAAGAUAUCAAAGAUGAUGAAGCGAUACAAAUAGCUAAGCCUUUAUUAGAGGAAAGUGCAAGGUAUAUUGCAGAAUUUAAAUUAGAUGAUGGAAGACCUUUAAUUAAAUAUUGAAAAAUCUAUGAAUUAGAUGGGCAGGAAAUAAAAGUUCAGCUUGCUGGGCAAAAUAUGAUUGAGGCUUUUAAAAACAUUGGGCAGCUGGUCAUAAAUUCUAUAGAAAAAAAUACAAGAUUCAGGCUCGCUUCAAUCAGCCUGAUUUUUGUGCAAGAUACAACAAGGAAAUUCUGGCUUAUGGGGAGCAAUGACUGUGUAAUUUUUAAUGUAAAACCACUUGAAAGGAAGCCAACUCAUUUGAACACGAGUUCAAAUAUUACAGAGCCUUUAUCAAAUGUAUCAAGAAAUGUUCAAACAAGCGUUUCUCCAUAUCCCCUUGCAAGAUCUCAAAGUUUAACAAGAAGAAACAAAGAUCUGGCUAAAUUCAAAACAAAUGUCAAACCUUGUGCAGGAAGUUUUUGCAAUUUUAUAAUGAAAAGUAAAGAUCCAAACUUGGUGAAAGCUAAAAUUGACUAUGAGCAUUUAAUAUCAAAAAUUACCUUGUCAUUUCAAGGAGAUUCUAGCAGCAAUAGCGCUAAAUUUAAACUAGAAAUGGGAAGCGAUUAUAUUGAGCAAGAAAGAGAAAGGCUUAAAGGCAAAAACGUUGUAAAUGAAGUCCCUUAUAAAUAUAUUUUGAUAGGACAAAGUGUACUGGCCAAUAUGAAUGAAAAUGCAAAAAAUAAGGAAAUUCUUGAUAUCGAUAUAGCUGAUAUAUUAAGAGUACCAUCGCCCAGUAAAGGGCUAGAAUAUAUGCAAACCAACACUAAUUUAAUUCCAAACCCUUUAUCUCACCCUAGCAGAAUUUAUGAUACUGUAAAAAUUUGUGAUAGAUGCUAUGAAGUUUACAACACAAUCAGAGUGAUUAGAUCUAAAAAACCAGAAGCCCCAGUCCAUAUUAAAAAACCCAGCUCUCGGCCUAUGUCCUCUCAAAGCUAUUCCCAGCUUUCUUCUUUCUCCAAAAGAGAUUCUCCACUCAGAAAUGUUUAUAAACCUCCAAUAGUGUCACUUACAACUCCAACUGUCGCUAAAAAUCAUGCUGGGUUAAAUAAAGCUUUAAAUGACGAAGAAUUAAAGCAUGCAAGCGCUGCUAGUAAAAAACAAUUCUCAAUGCUGUAUAAUUUGGUUACAGAAAAUAUGAAAAAAGAAGAAGCGGACAUAGGAGAUGAUGGGGUGAUGUUUCAAGAGGUAGCGCAAAAGUUCUUUCCUGGUGAUUAUGCGAACACUUGGAAUGUAAAAACUCAAGAAGAAAAGAAUAUUGAUAGCUGGAAGAACUAUAUAAAAAGUUUGAAAAAUAGACCUAUUAUAAGGAAAAAAUUUUAA
Messenger RNA from Blepharisma stoltei, 1737 nucleotides. NCBI's taxonomy places the organism in Eukaryota, Ciliophora, Heterotrichea, Heterotrichida, Blepharismidae. The record is from the annotation of a GenBank genome assembly.